Ornithorhynchus anatinus (platypus) is the source of this 4495-nucleotide messenger RNA. RefSeq names its product integrin alpha-M. Gene Ontology annotation, biological process: cell adhesion mediated by integrin; integrin-mediated signaling pathway; cell-cell adhesion. NCBI's taxonomy places the organism in Eukaryota, Metazoa, Chordata, Mammalia, Monotremata, Ornithorhynchidae. The coding region runs from base 155 to 3616 and encodes 1153 amino acids. The record is from RefSeq and is a predicted model, not a curated record. Gene Ontology annotation, cellular component: integrin complex; external side of plasma membrane. The transcript is spliced from 30 exons. Gene Ontology annotation, molecular function: integrin binding.
AUCUCUGACUCAGAGUCACUGAUCGGACUUCCCUCCCUGGGUACUGGUCACUAGUCCGGACCACUUCUCGUUCAACUAUUAACCACCCUCGGGGCCUGGCCCAGCGGCUCUCCUUCUGAGCCCCGGACCUCAAGUGCAGUCCGGGGGUCCUGCCAUGGAUACGAGAGCGCUGCUCCUGCUGACUGGCCUGGCCUCUUGCUGUGGAUUCAACCUGGAAACUGAAAACCCUGUGAUUUUCCAGAUGGGUGGAGCUGGGUUUGGCCAGAGUCUGGUCCAGUUCCAGGGCUCAGAGCUGGUGGUGGCAGACCCUCUGGAGAGGGAAUCAGAGAAUACCACGGGACGACUGUACAAGUGUGAAUACGGCACCGGGCGUUGCGCUCCCAUCCCCCUGCAGGCCCCCGCAGAGGCGGUGAACAUAUCCCUGGGUCUCUCCCUGGCUGCCCGUUCCAGCCCUUCGCAGCUCCUGGCGUGCGGCCCCACGGUGCACCGAGCCUGCGGGGAGAACAUGUAUCUGAAUGGCUUCUGCUUCCUGCUGGGCUCAAACCUGCAGCUGGACCGAAGGAUCCCAGGAGUCCUGCAGGACUGCCCGAAGCAAGAGAGCGACAUUGUUUUCCUCAUCGAUGGCUCGGGCAGCAUUAAACUGAGAGACUUUAAUCAGAUGAAACGGUUUGUCCGUGCCGUCAUGCAGCGAUUCCAGGGAACCAACACGUUGUUCGCCCUGAUGCAGUUCUCCAAUACCUUCGAGACACAUUUCACCUUCGCCAGAUUCAAAAGAAACCCGAACCCAGAAACACUCGUGAAUACGAUUUCUCAGCUGGGUGGGCUGACGUAUACUGCCUCUGGCAUCAAGAAAGUGGUCGAAGAGCUCUUCCAGCAAUCACAAGGAGCCCGGAAAGAUGCCACCAAGAUCCUCAUCGUCAUCACCGACGGGCAGAAAUAUGAGGAUCCCCUGGAAUACUCUGAUGCCAUUCCACUGGCCGAGGCUGCGGGGAUCAUCCGCUAUGCGAUCGGGGUGGGCGCUGCCUUUGAAAAAUAUGAAGCCCGGAAGGAGCUGGACAGCAUCGCCUCGGAUCCGCCCCGAGACCACGUGUUCCAGGUUAACAACUUUGGGGCCCUGGAUAACAUUCAGAACCAGCUGCAGGAGAAGAUCUUUGCCAUCGAGGGAACCCAGACGGGGAGCAGUAGCUCUUUCCAGCAUGAAAUGUCUCAGGAGGGCUUCAGCGCUCUGCUGACUCCGGAUGGGCCGGUGCUGGGAGCCGUGGGGAGCUUCGACUGGUCUGGGGGAGUCUCCCUGUACCCCCCAAAGGAGGGUUCCACCUUCAUCAACGUCUCCCAGCAGAGCGGGGACAUGCAUGAUGCUUAUCUGGGUUACUCCACUGAUGUGGCCAUUCAAAAAAGGAUUUGGAGCCUGGUCCUUGGGGCUCCCCGCUACCAACACACGGGGAAGGUCGUGAUGUUCAGGAAGACUACCGGGAUCUGGUAUCAAUGGGCCGAGGUCACGGGGGCACAGAUUGGCUCCUAUUUUGGGGCGACCGUCUGCGCCGUGGACGUGGACAGAGACGGCAACACGGACCUGAUCCUCAUCGGGACCCCCCACCACUAUGCGCAAAAGGCAGGGGGGCUUGUGUCGGUCUGCCCCAUGCCCCUGAGGAGGGUGGAUUGGCGGUGCGAGUCCGUCCUCCGGGGACAGCCGGGGCAGCCUCUGGCCCGUUUUGGGGCGGCCCUGGCCGUGCUGGGGGACACGAACGGGGACGGGCUGGCGGACGUGGCGGUGGGGGCGCCUGGUGAGGAGGAGAACCGGGGAGCUGUCUACCUGUUUCACGGCGCGGCGCCGGCCCAGAUCAACCCCACCUACAGCCAGCGGAUUGGAGCUUCCCAGCUCUCCCCGGGGCUCCGGUACUUCGGACAGGCCCUGAGCGGGGGGCAGGACCUCACCCAGGACGGACUGGUGGACGUGGCCGUGGGCGCCCGGGGGCAGGCGCUCCUGCUCAGGUCCCGGCCGGUGCUGAGAGUCGACGUUUCCCUGCGAUUCAAGCCCCCUGAGCUGGCGCGGGCCGUGUUUGACUGCGGAGAGCAGACGGUCCUCCGCCGGGAAGCAGGGGAGGCGAGAGUCUGUCUCACCGUCCGUAAGACCUCACGGGACCGGCUGGGUCCAGGUGACAUCCAGAGUUCUGUGACCUAUGACCUGGCCCUGGAUCCCGGACGCCUGAAUCCCCGUGCUGUCUUCGACCAGACGAACACCAGGACCCUGAGGUCAGUGCGAAGUAUAGGACUGGAAGAGAAAUGUGAGACCGUGAAGCUGCUGCUACCGACGUGCGUGGAGGAUUCGGUGACCCCUAUCAUCCUGCGACUCAACUUUUCGCUGCUGGGCCAGCCCAUCCCUUCAUCCGGGCAGCUCCGCCCCAUGCUGGCCGCAGGCUCUCAGGACCAGUUCACCACCGCCUCUCUGCCUUUCGAGAAGAACUGUGGCGCAGACAGCAUCUGCCAGGAUGACCUCAGUGUCACUUUCAGCUUCUCCAGCCAGAAGACCCUGGUGGUGGGGACGUCCCCGGACCUGAACGUCACCGUGACCGUGCGCAACGAGGGCGAGGACUCGUACGGGACCCUGGUCACCUUCUCCUACCCCCCGGGGCUGUCCCUCCGCCGGGCCUCCGUGCUCCAGAACCCCCGGCAGCCGCGGGUCCCGCGUCUCAUCUGCGAAUCAGCACAGCUGAGGAGCAGCAGCUGCAGCAUCAGCCACCCCAUCUUCCGGGAGGGAGCCGAGGCCACCUUCCUGGUCACCUUCGACGUCCCGCCCACGGCCGACUUUGGUAGCAGCCUGCUCCUCAGCGCCAACGCCACCAGCGACAACAACAUCCCCAGGACCAACAAAACCUUCUUUCAGCAACAGCUGCCCGUCAAAUACGGGGUGAACGUGGUCAUCAACAGCGGGGAGCAGUCCACGAGCUACCUGAACUUCUCAGCUUCGGAGGAGAAGAGCGGGCGCGUGCUGCAGCACCAGUAUCACGUGAACAAUCUGGGUCUCCGGAGCCUCGACGUCAACGUGACCUUCUGGAUCCCCUUGGAGCUGGACGGGCUGCCCGUGUGGACCACGCCGGAAGUCAUCCCCCCACAGGACUUCCAAGGCCAGUGUGUGAAUAACAGAGAAAAUCCCCGGGACCAUGACUUCCGAUCCCUCCUCCAGCGGAGCCCCGACCUGAACUGCUCGGUCGCCGUCUGCCAGAGAAUCCACUGCUCCAUCACAUCCUUCCAAGUCCGAGAUGAACUCACCUUCACCCUCAAAGGCAACCUCAGUUUCGGCUGGGUGGGCCAGACGAAGCAGAAGCGGCUGUCGGUGCUGAGUUCGGCCACGCUGAUGUUUGACACGGGGCGGUACGCUCAGUUUCCUGGGCAGGAGGGAUUCCUGACAGCCCAGGCGAAGACCGUGGUGGAGCGUUACGAGGUUUACAACCCCCUCCCCCUCAUCGUGGGCAGCUCCGUGGGGGGGCUGGUGCUGCUGGCCCUCCUCACUGCCGGCCUGUACAAGCUUGGAUUCUUCAAGCGGCAGUACAAGGACAUGAUGACUGAAGGAGCUCCAGCAGCUGGAGAGACCCCCGAUGUGCCUCCUCCCGAGUAACUGCUGCCCUGCUCUCUAACUGCCCCCUGGCAAGCCCACGUCUGUUGGCCAGGGACCAAACCAUUUGGGUUUCCCACCCCAGGGGUACCAGAGAUGAAUGGUUGUUUCCCUGCUCUGUGCUUUUCUGUGGGGGAAAUGGAGAACUUUGCGAUAUAAUGAUGGUAUUUGUUAAGGGGUUACUUAAUGCAAGGCACUGUUCUAAGCGCUGGGUUAUGUGUGUGUGUGUGUGUUCGUGUGUAUGUAUGCAUUUUUAUGCACUCCUGCUGAGGGGUUAAUGGCACCUUUUCUUCCUGUAGCUGCUGCUAAUUAUUAUUGCGUUAUUCGUUAAUCACUCACCAAAGUCAGAGCACGGUAAUAGGUGCUGGUGUUGAUAGAGUGAAAGGUGAUUACUGUGUCACAGACUCUGUUGCCCUUGGAACUCACAGUCAGAGAGAAGUGGAGGACGCUCCGUCGUAUAAAUCCCCGUUGUAUAAGUGGGGAAACUGAGACACGGAGUAGUUAAUUGUCUUGACUGCUGGGUGACCUUAGUCACGUGGCAGAGCCUGGACGAAAGCCUGGUCCUCGGACACCCAGUCCCAAGAUCUUUCCUCUAGGCCUUGUUGCUUCUCAUUGUGUGUGUGUGUGUGUGAAUGUGUGAGUGUGUGUCUGUAUGUAAACACAUGGAUUCCCUCCGUGUGGAUAAUGACUCUCCCUUCUCCUCCCUUCCAACUCCAUUUCCAAGUCCUGGGUACUCUUGAGCAGGACGGCCCCAACCAGAGAGUUCUGUCGUGGAUGGGCACAGGUGGGAUUAUCUGCUCCACGUGAGUGUGCAAACCCACCGGCGUGGGAUUGAUGUCCGCGUGUUCCCAUCCUAAAUAGGAAUAAAUGGAAGUGAGGGGC